Molecule: messenger RNA, 687 nt
Organism: Lentinula edodes (shiitake mushroom)
Lineage: Eukaryota; Fungi; Basidiomycota; Agaricomycetes; Agaricales; Omphalotaceae
Exons: 4
Coding region: 1-687 (228 amino acids)
Source: RefSeq, a predicted model, not a curated record
AUGGAUGACUCUUUUGGCACUGCGUUCGCUAUCGAUGUAAGUGGUAAAAUCUCCGGAUUUCUCAUCAGAAGCUCAAAAUAUCUCAAACCAUCACAAAUACCUAAUGACUCCGUCGUCCUUACGAGCAAUGCCCUGGGUCAACCGAUAGUGAUGUCCAAAGACCGGUUGUUGAAUGCCAUUCCAUCUAGUGCUCCCCUUAGGCAGGUCUGUGAAGCAUGUGGCAAGUUUCCUGGUGAAAAAGAUUUUGCGAUAUGCUCUGCAUGCAAGGGUUCGAAAUAUUGCAGUAAGCAAUGUCAAAAAGUACGAUGGCCUGAACAUAAGCCCAUUUGCAUACAAAUGCGUCAAAUCAACGAGGAAGCGGCCAAGGCUUCAAGCGAAGGACGAGAAUAUUUGAAUCCAUACACACUGAAGCAAUGGUACCGGAAGAACAAUAAUGCGGUGGAAUAUGCGGCUUUUCAUUGUCUCGAGAUUUACAACGGUCAUCUCUCCAAAUACUCUCCCGCAAAAUUCGCUGUUUGGUUUGCUUUCGAAAGGCGAGGUCAAGACCCAAAUGACGUCGAUUCGCUGUCUUUACAAUCUGUCGAUCCAGUUCCAAUGGCUCUCGCAAAAAAGAUGGGACUCACUGUAAACCUCAUCUUCUUUAUUGCCUCCGGCAGGAACACUGACUCAAAACGUCAUAUUUCUUAG